Molecule: messenger RNA, 1069 nt
Organism: Punica granatum (pomegranate)
Lineage: Eukaryota; Viridiplantae; Streptophyta; Magnoliopsida; Myrtales; Lythraceae
Source: RefSeq, a predicted model, not a curated record
CGUGUUGUAUUGUCCGAGAAAAAAAUAAGACUGACAGGACAUUGUCAUCGUAAUCAUCUCAGCGAAGCGGCAACUUUGGGGAAUAAUAUGCAACCGUUAAGGUUAGCAGCUGCCAUCGCCGGACGGAGGGCUUAUACCAAUUACUGGGCCCCGGCCACCAUCGGUCAGCGGCUGGCGGUGUCGGCCUCGUCCGGGCGCAACGCUGAUCCCGACGUCCACGCCAGGGACUAUGACGAGCCAGUGGUUUUCUCCGGAGAGCCAGAAGAAACGAAGAACGUUGCGGAGCCUAAGCCAGCAGCUGAGGCUCCCCAAGAGGCCCAACACAAACCCAACAAAUCAGCGUCCUCCGACCCCUUCGCGCAUCCGAAGCCUCCGCACUUGUCCUCCCAGCGGCUCGAGUCCUCCGGAGCAUACAACCCUUCAGAGCCCAACACCGAGCAGAGACGACGCAACACUUCAUCCUCUGCCAACCUCGAGUCGGUGUCCUGCGCCGGGCUCGAUGGCUCCCCGUGGCCGAGCGAAGCCGAGGAUGGUCAAGGCAGGGCGGAGCGUAGCAAGAGGGGUGACCAGGUCGAAGAUGACAGCGACUACUAUAAGCACCACCAGGCGUCUCCGCUGUCGGAGGUCGAGUUUGCCGACACGAGAAAGCCCAUAACGAGGGCCACGGAUGGAACAGCGGGUUCUUCGUACUACGGUGGGAACCCAGACGUGGUGGGGUGGCGGCCCGAGCAGCUGGACACAGCGGAGGAGGCUCUUCUCAGGGCCGUCAGGAUAUGGCGUGAGUCGGCCAUGAGGGGCGACCCGGACGCACCUCAAUCCAAGGUGUUGAGGGCCCUUCGAGGUGAAGUCUGACAUGUAAAUUUGUUCUAGCUGUGUGUGAGUGAUGCUUUGACGAUUUUGUGGUUGUGUUUGUUUUCGAUUCGUUCCUGUCGUUCUUGGCCGAUAAUGUAGACAAGUUGUACUAUGUAUGUUUGUCUUAAUUUUUUUUUUUUUUUUGUGAAGGUAUUUGUCCCUUUGUUAUGUCAAGUAGAUGUAGCCUGAACAUAGGUUUAGUCGAAGCAAUUCGAUA